This is a messenger RNA of Pangasianodon hypophthalmus (striped catfish), 11533 nucleotides long. It is a transcript of the gene wnk3, whose product is annotated as serine/threonine-protein kinase WNK3. The transcript has 24 exons. NCBI's taxonomy places the organism in Eukaryota, Metazoa, Chordata, Actinopteri, Siluriformes, Pangasiidae. The coding region runs from base 1727 to 11428 and encodes 3233 amino acids. The record is from RefSeq and is a predicted model, not a curated record. Gene Ontology annotation, cellular component: cytoplasm; cytosol. Gene Ontology annotation, biological process: negative regulation of sodium ion transport; protein phosphorylation; positive regulation of potassium ion import across plasma membrane. Gene Ontology annotation, molecular function: chloride channel inhibitor activity; protein serine/threonine kinase activity; ATP binding.
GCGCACAUUUAGCCCUCCCCAUCCCGUCUACCAGCUAAACACUGAGACAUGAGGAGAGACACAGUCCCUGACAGCACUGCUACAACACAGACACCACCACUGCUUUGUAAAAUAGGUUAUGUAAAAAAAAAUGAAAAGAAAAAGAAAAUAUGGAACUAUGCACAUGCAAAUCACUUGGAAAAUAACCUCAGCAGUUUCUGUGUGAACUAUACUUGCUUCACUGAUGUUCCAUCCAUUCAUUUUCCAUCCUGCUUAUCCUACACAGGGUCAAUCAGGGGAGCCUGGCCACAGGGGACUUGGGGCACAAUGCAGGGAACACCCUUGACAGGGUGCAAUCCAUCAUACUGCACAAGUGCACACACAUUUAUACACUACAGACAAAUCAGCCUACAACACAAGUCUUUGGACUGGGGGAGGAAACGGGAGUACCCGGAGGAAACCCCAAAGCAUGGGGAGAACAUGCAAGCUGCGUGCACACAGGGUGUAGGCAGGACUCGAACCCUCAACCCCCAACAGUGCUAACCACUAAGCCACCAUGCCCCUGUCACUGACCCUCCACAUCAUUAAAAGUAACUAUAAACUAAUAAAAGUAUGAUGUGUCAUUGUAAUAUAAAUAAUCUGUAUUAACUUGCUGUGCUGUAUGAGACAUAAAACACUUCAGGGUGGUGACAGAACUUCAGGGUUGUGAUAGUAACUCCACUUCGCAUCAGGCCGCAUCACACAACCCUGCUGUUGAUUGUUUUCCUAUAACAGCAUGCUCUGUUGUGUUUUACAGCUUACCUAUGCAAGAUAGAAGUGAUGUCAAAUCAGUGGGAAGUUAGUGGGUACUCAUGCACAAGAAAUGCAUAAGUAGGUAUUUAUAAGUAUAAACAGGCUACAUUCCUUUCUACUGAUUAAAAAAACAGUUAUGAUGCUGCUUAUUUACUCGCGUGCGCGUUCCCGAGCAGGCGGCUAGACGCAGGAGCGCGCACAUUCAGCCCUCCCCAUGCCGUCUACCGGCUAAACACACCGAGGCGUGAGGAUAGACGCGGUUCAUGACAGCGCUGCUACAGCCGCUUUGUGAACUAUGUAAAAAAUAAUAAUAAUAAAAAAGAAAAGAAAAGAAAACAUGGAACUAUGCACAGCACGAGCGCUCAGCAUGAAAAAGCAGCGACGUUAGCAGUGUCCGCGUGAGAAUCUGUGCGCGUGUGUGAGUGCGCGCGCACGCGCGCGUGAGCGUGUUCACUGGGGAUUUAACCACGGCGCUCAAACAGAGAGCGUAAACAUUUAAAGCCAAGGAAUACGUUAAAGAUUCUGGGGAAAUGUAUUUAAUCCUUGGUUUUGAAUAUGUAGUGGAAUGUUGUGGAAUUCGUGGGGAUGUUCAUUGGUAAGGAAGAAACAGUCAGCAGCCCGCUUUUGUUCCCAGCCCGGUGAAUAUAAACACAAAACGGCGGAACGGCGGAAGAUGCCUUCAUACCUUAUAGGCUUUACCUGAAGCUGUUCUUUACACCUUGAGAGAAAGGCUUUCAGUGAGCUGGUUUUUUUUUUUUUUUUUUUUUUUUUUUUUUUUUGGAAAUUUCGGCUGCUGAAUCUGUACUACAUGACUGUAAAGUAAAGAACGGCAAGUAGGAGAUGGAUAGAAGAAGUGAACUGACUAAAAAGUGACAUAAUCAGAAUACACCAGCAAGUGUAUUCUGUGAACCAGACCAAACAAAAAAAGAAACAGGAGGGAAGGAGUUUUUUGGUCAUGGCAACCGACCCAGGAGAGCCCACCAGCACGGAGGAAUCAUCCGGAGAGAAACCUGAUGGAGAGAGGGAUGAAGAGAAUGAGUGGACAGGGCACCAGUCAGCCAGCCAAAGGGAGUGCCGGACAACGGAGAGAGCGGCUCGACAUGAGGAAGCCUCAGGAGCAAAAGCAGCAGAAGUUGGAAGAGAAGAAGGAGAAGUCGGCGAAGCACGAGAGCAAGCAUCUCAACCGAAGCGUGAGAACAAACGCUUCUUUCGGAAGAGUGUGGAACUCUGUGAGAAGGAUGAGCUUGUAGAGGAGGAGGAGGGCCUUCAUAGUGUCCCUCACCCUGAGCUCCACGCCUCAGACUCUGUCUUCAGUGCCGGAACUCAGCAUGUACCCACUGAUGGCGCCCAUGGUGGCGGCCUAGACCUGGAAAAGGGUGCCCCAUCAGUGCCCAGACUAAAGGGAAAGGAGCGCGAGUCUGAGCAGGAGGAGGAGGCUGAGAUGAAAGCUGUGGCCACAUCGCCUGGUGGCCGCUUCCUUAAAUUCGACAUUGAGCUUGGCCGAGGAGCUUUUAAGACCGUUUAUAAAGGCCUGGACACAGAGACAUGGGUGGAAGUGGCCUGGUGUGAACUACAGGAUGGGAAGCUGACCAAGGCUGAGCAGCAGCGCUUCAAAGAGGAAGCCGAGAUGCUAAAGGGCCUACAGCACCCCAACAUCGUGCGCUUCUAUGACUUCUGGGAGUCGACUCUCAGAGGAAAGAAGUGCAUCGUUCUUGUCACAGAGCUCAUGACCUCUGGAACACUAAAAACGUACCUGAAGCGCUUUAAGGUUAUGAAGCCGAAGGUGUUGCGCAGCUGGUGCAGGCAAAUCCUGAAAGGCCUACAUUUCCUGCAUACACGUACACCGCCCAUUGUACACCGUGACUUAAAGUGUGACAACAUCUUUAUCACAGGCCCCACAGGCUCAGUGAAGAUUGGAGACCUUGGCCUGGCCACGCUCAUGAGGACCUCCUUUGCCAAGAGUGUGAUCGGUACCCCAGAGUUCAUGGCUCCAGAGAUGUAUGAGGAACACUAUGAUGAGUCUGUGGAUGUCUACGCCUUUGGCAUGUGCAUGCUUGAGAUGGCUACAUCUGAAUACCCUUAUUCUGAGUGUCAAAAUGCUGCCCAGAUCUACCGCAAGGUCACCAGUGGGAUCAAGCCCGCCAGUUUUGAUAAAGUGAACGAUCCAGAAAUUAAGGAGAUUAUUGAGGGCUGCAUUCGGCAGAACCGAGGCGAGCGGCUUUCCAUUAAGGACCUGCUGAACCAUGCCUUCUUUGGCGAGGACACAGGUGUGCGAGUGGAGCUGGCAGAAGAGGACACGGGCACUCAGGACUGUCUGGCGCUGCGCAUUUGGGUGGAGGAGCCUAAAAAACUAAAGGGCAAGCACAAGGACAAUGAGGCCAUUGAGUUCAGCUACAACUUGGAGAAUGACAGCGCAGAGGAAGUGGCAUUAGAGAUGGUCAAGUCUGGGUUUUUCCAUGAGAGUGACGCAAAGGUUGUGGGAAAGUCUAUUCGAGACAGGAUAACUCAGAUUAAAAAGUCCCGCGCAACACGACAACGGCGUGCCCUAGAGGAGAGGCGGGACUCUGGCCUGGCUUCUGCUUCCCUCACCACCAGUUUUAUUUCUUUUCCCUCCUCCCUGGGUCCUGGGGCUCCUGCUGUUCCUACUGCUGCCUCUGUGGGGGUCACUGGGGGGCACAGGGAGGGCGAGGACCUGCCAGAGGUGGAGCAAAACUCUCGACAACAGAUCCCCAUCAGCAACGCACAAGGUCCCAUAGAAACAGACAAUCUCUCUGCAAUCAGUGGAGAAUCAUUUGCGGGUACACAGAGCCAGCCCUAUUCAUCGGCAGGAGACUCUGGAAUCUCUUUUGCUAACACUCAGUCCAGCUAUCCCACUGGGACAUCUUCACUGUCCCCAUAUCCCACAGACAUAACACAAACAGCACUCCCCCGGCCAGGAGAGGCAGUUACUUCUCAUGCUUCUCUUGUACAGACACAGUCAUACUUAACCCCCAUUUCACCCCAGGCCUCCAUUGGCAUUCUUUCUGCAGAACCCAUAGGAUCAUCUUUGAGCAACCUGAUGCCACAAACUAAACAGACCCAGCAUAAUGUUCCACCUCUGCCACAGACUGAAAUUUUGCCCCAACAAACUGUAGUUCAGACACAACAGAUAGUGUUAGAUCUGCAGACUACAUUGCUGCAACAACAACCACCACCACCACCACCGUCACAACAACAGGCAGUUGCAUUACAACAGAUGGAGCAAGGCAUUUUAAUGCAACAGCCUCCUACUUCAGCUGGAAUACCACCCCAGCAGAUAGAGAAUCCACAGUUAGUUUUGCAGGAGCAGCAGCUGCAGUCAAGUGUAACACAGCAGCAAUAUAUACCACACCAUCAACAGCAGAUUUUGGUGCACCCUCAGCAGAUAGACCCACAGCAACAGGUAUAUACACAGCAAGCUGUGGGAAUACCUAAACCACAGCAAUCUGUACUUCAACAGCAGGUCCAACAGAAAGCAUCCAUCCAGCAACAUUCAAUAGAACAUCAGCAGCAGGAACCACAGUUGUUAUUGCAACAACACCAUCAACAGUUAUAUGUGCCAAGUCAGGCUGAACCCCAAAAGUCAGCCAUGAUGCAAUCAACUCCUCAGCAGUUACCACUUGCAGAGCAACAACAAGCAGUUCAUGGUAUACAGCAAUUUGAACAGCAGAAACCACACAAAAUCUAUUCACAACAACAACAGAUAGAGCAGCAAGAAAUACACAUUCAAAAACAACAGCAAAAUUCUGCAGUGACACAGCAGAAUCCACAGUUGCUGCAGCAAGUACAACAACAGCAGGCUAUUUUACAACAGGCAGAGGAGCAGCAGCAGCGACAGACACUAUUGCAGCAGCACUUGGAGCAACAAGACGCUCUGUUGCUACAACAGCAAAUUCUUUUACACCAACAACAGUUUGAACGGCAGUCUUUAUUACAGCAAAAUCAACCACAGUUAGAACAAAUGAGCAUGCUAAUACCGCAACAACAGACAGAGCAACAGCCACAACAUGUAGAGCAAGAAGCUUUAUUGCAAAAGCAGAUGGAACAACAGCAAAAGCAAGCUUUUUUACAGCAACAGCAGCAACAAGUGCAACUCCUACAACAGCAACAGCAGUUAGAGCAAAAACAGGUUCUUUUGCAAAAGCAGCACCAAAUGGAUCAUCAACAAGGUUUACAGCAGCAGCAACACUUUGAACAACAGCAGCAGUCUAUACUGCGGCACAUUUCACAAUCUCCACUUACACAAUCACAAAUGCAGCAACAGUCAGAGCAACAAGCUUUUCAGCCACAGAUUGACCAACAGCAGCAUAUGUUAGUACAACAACAGAGAGAACUACAAAUGCAACAGCAGACUCUUGUACAACACCAACAACAAAAUACAGAGCCACAGCAGGCACUACCCAAGCGACACCAGGAAAAGGAACAGCAAGCUUUAUUUUUACAAGAGCAACAUUUGGACCAGCAAGCAGUUGCUCUUGAGACUGUUCAACAACAGCAGCAUGCUCUAAUUGAACAGCAUGAUCAGCAGCAGCGUCAACAGCAAGCUGUAUUUUUACAACAGCAACAGUUGAGCCAACAGGUGCCCAUUAGGCAACAUCACAGUGGACAACAGCAAACUGUUUCUCUUGAGUCUAUUCAGCAGCAGCAGGGUCUGCUCAGUCAACAGCAGGAUCAGCAGCUUCAACAGCAAGCUUUGUUUUUACAACAGUCAAGCCAACAAGUAGCCCUUGGGCAAAAUCACAGUGGACAACAGCAAGCUGUUACUCUUGAGACUGUUCAGCAGCAGGUUCUAUUCAAGCAACAGCAGGAUCAGCAGCAUCUUCAACAGCAAGCUUUGUUUGUACAACAACAACAACGACAGUCGAACCAACAUGUAGCUCCUGGGAAACAUCACAGUGGACAACAGCAGGCUGUUGCUUUUGAGAUUGUUCAACAGCAAAAGCAGAAUCUACCCAAGCAACAGCAUGAUCAACAGCAUGCUUUGUUUUUACAACAGAGACAACAGUUGGACCAACAAGUAGCCCCUGGGCAGCAACACAGUAGGCAACAGCAAGCCAUAGGUCUUGAAACUGUUCAACAACAGCAGCAGCAGCAAGUUCUACUUCAGCAUGAGCAGCAGCAGCAGCAAGCCUUGUUACUACAACAGCCCCUUCAGUCUCACCAAAGCACUACUCAACACAAAGUGGAGCAACACCAGCAAGAAUUUGUUCAGCAACAAACUGUUCUCUCUGGGCAGCAAGAUGGAAUUUCUGUUGUGGAGUCACAGGUAACAACUGUUGCUCAGUCAGCAUCACAAAUGGUUACCUCCCAAAUUUCAAGUCAGUUACACACCCCUGUACACAUUGACCAACAUGCACCGAAUCUGUCAGCACCUCAAACUCAAGGGCCAAUACAACAGAAACAAGGUGAUGUUACACAAAUCAAUGGUCAAAUACCUUUACAGACCCAAAGUCUCUUAGCACCACAGUCAAUAAUUCCAUCCCUAGCACAGCCUAACACCAUCCAGUUGAAGAGUCCUCAAGCACUCCCGGCUCCAUUACAGAGGCAGGAUUCAGCACAGCCACAAGUACAGGCCCAGACAUAUGUCCCAAAUGAGGCACAGGCUCAAAUGAUCAUACAUGGUCAGAAUCUUCCAGCUCAAGUUAUGCCUCAUCAAACCAUAACUCCUGUCCUUUGUCAAGUUCCAGCAAUACCACCAUCAUCUCAAAUAUCGAGCCAAAUUCAGUCUCAAGUUCAGGCCCCUUCUGCCUUGCUCACAAUGCAGUAUCUUCAAGCCCCACAACUCAGCCAACACACCAUUCAGCCAAUGCAGAUUGACUUUACACAAAUGUGUCUAGUGUCUCCAGUAACAGUGGCAAGUACAAUUACUGUGUCUUCAGGUACUGUAGUUCCUGCUACAGUAACUACCACACAGCAAUACUUAAGGCAGACAGGCCAGGCUCAAAAUCAAGUCCAAGCACAGACACAGCCUACCCUGCAGGGACAGCAACAGCCAGGUGGCAUCACCAUUCAGACUGUCAUGCAGCCCAUGCCCCUUAUGCAACCUCAAGUUUCUCAACAGUAUGAACAGCAAACACAGCAAGUUCAACAGGUGCAACAGCAGCCAGUACAGCUGCAGGUUCAGGCCCAGAUUUUGUCAUCUGUUCAGCAACCUCCACCAUCCCACCAAACUGCUGUGGCACUAGAUCUCAAUCAACAGCCAUCUCCACUACCAUCUGCUUUGCACUCUGUGGUCCCGUCACAUGACUUACCAAGGCAACCCUGUCAGACACAAGUUCGGACUGCUGCACUUUACAGUCAUGUUGUAGCAGGCCUACCACCUUCCCCACAACACCAGGCUCAGUCAAUCUUGCUUGCCCAUACUCGCAGCCAGACAUGCACUCAGUCACAGACACAUACCCACAUACAGAAACAUGUUCAAUCACAGGCUCACUCACACACAGACAUAUACACUGAGACUGCAGGCACAUCUGUGCAGCCACUGUACCCCCAAGUUCCCCUGCAACCCCUUCAGAUAUCCUCUAGUCCAUCUCAUACCUCCCUCAACACUACAAACUUAUCAGGCUCCCAGCUUGCUCCCACCGCUUCAGAAGUCCCAGUGCCAGCUGAGGCACAGCUAAGCCAGGCUGGGCUAACUGAUAUAGUUCCGACUUACCUUCCUCCUGUCAGUGCUUCACAGCUCCCUGGUUCUAAUGGCACUGCCCUUCCCCCAAACUUGCUGGCAGACUGUGACCCUGCAUUGUCGGGCAUUGCACAGGGGAGCCCAAACCAAUCUACCAACCGACAUUCUUUAGUAGGCUCUGCUCUAGUCAGUAGAGAGGAAUCUCAGUUAGCCUUGGUUAAUGGAAAGCUGGAGAAAAUAAAGACUCAGCGGAGGUCUUCCUACCAACGGCCUGAGAGAACCACUCACUUUCAGCUAAGUAUGCUACAGGUGUCAAACACUGGAGACAACAUGGUGGAGUGCCAGCUCGAAACUCACAGUAACAAGAUGGUCACGUUCAAGUUUGAUAUGGAGGAAGAUGCACCUGAAGAUAUAGCAGAUUACAUGGUGGAAGAGGACUUUGUCCUUGAAUCAGAGAAAGAAAAAUUUGUAGAGGACUUGAGGGCUAUAGUGAAGAAAGCCCAGGAGAUCUUUAGCACUCAGUCAAAGACUGGGUCCACAGAGCAGCUACAUGUAAGCACACCAUCAAGUUCAACAGUAGACUCUGCCCCUCAGUCUUCUCCAGUGGGUCGCUGGCGAUUUUUCAUCAACCAGACCAUUCGUCAUCGUGACUCCCAGUCCAACCGUGAAGCCUCCACUCCUUCACCAGCAGGCGAGUGCCAGGGCCAGAUUGAGCAAGCUUCAGACCAUGAGGAUUCACAGCAGUCAGACUCUCUGUCUGGAGUACAUUUUUCUCCAUGUUCCUCACUUCCAAUGUCCUCUGUUCCUCCCUCCACUGUGUCUGUCCAAGCCUCGGGUUCUUCUGUCUCUAUUCCUGGUACAGAUGCCUUGGACUCCACCAGCUCUAUUCCACCAAUAUUUCACAUGUCCCCAGGAGAUGCAGUCAUUCAAGACAUAGCAGCUGCCACCCAGCCAGGUUCGGUGAAAGGGUCUGCAACCACUAUUCAAGCCACAGUCCCCAACCAAACCUCUUCUAUUCAUGUUGUAGGCUUUCCUGUGGCUGAUCAUGUCUAUACCUUUGCAUCUAGCAAGGAAAUGAACAUGGGUUCCAGUUUUGGCAUAGGUUCUGAAGAUGCUGCAGCUAUAGUGCACAGCAUGCCUGAAGAUCAAAAGCCACUGUCUGGCAGUUUGGCUCAGAGCACCCUGUCAUCUUGCACGUUAAAUCAUGGGGAACAAGUGCAGCAACUGCAGCAGUUACCCCACAUGCCAACAAUGCAGAAACCUGAGAUACUCCAGCAAGGCCUGCAAUCUCAACCACUCACAGAAGCCUAUUCUGUACAGCUUCCACAGGGCAACACUGAUCAAUCCCAGAUGCAGCAGCAGCUUCUGCUACAGCAACAACACUUGCUACAGACUAAGCCAAUGGCAACAGUGUCCCAGUACACAGCCCAUGACAAACGUUCUUCAGCUGCAGAGCAAAACAUACAGCCCUGUCAAGCUGAGCACCCGGCAUCUCAUUUCCAUCCAGUGCAGCAGUCAAUUCUACAGCAAAUCCCAUACCAACAGGGACAGUCGGAACCUCCAUUGGAACCACUAGGCCAGCAGAGUGUCCACUUACAGUCUCAUGCCAGUCUGGAACAGAUGCAGCUGCAUGGUGUAGUGCAGCAGCAGGCAGUUCCACUGCAGCAGGAAACAGUGCUGCAUCCUAAAGCACUGACCGUACAAUCUCAGCAAAAAUUAGAAACACAAGAACCCUUACUACAUAGAGCACAGGCUCAGUCUUUGAUCUCAAAUCAGGUCCCUCCUGAGGAAACGCAACCCCUGCCCAAGCUAGAGCAGGUGCCUCAGCCUGCAUUUCUGCUUGUGCAGAAGCAGCUCUCUGUCCAGGAGUUGGAAUCAGAGCUCUCUACAGGACAGGUCACGGCCACAGAUGACACAUUCAGCCAGUCUGCUCCUUUGCAACCAUUGUCUGAAGCCUCUCUCCCCCCUCUCUCACUCUCGGAGACAGCUUUGCCAGCUCUGGCUCAUGUGCUCUCCCCUUCUCCUGCCCAGCCUUCUUCAGUAGCUGAAUCAGACAGUGAGGGCCCCCCAAAAAUUGAGUUUGUUGACAACCGUAUAAAGACACUGGAUGAGAAGCUGAGGAAUCUGCUCUAUCAGGAGCACAGUGGUAGUGGGGCCACCAUCUCCACCCACACUCCUGACCUGGCCCCCUCCUCAGCUACAGGUGCGGCGUCAGCCAGGGGAGAGGAAUCAUCUGAGUCUCACACAUUGCCACCCUCCACCUUCACACUUCCUCCUGCCUGCUCUUCAGACACUUCUCCACAUUCCUCCUCCUGCACCACCUCCUCCACCACCUCUCGCUCUUCCUCCACCUCAUCAGACAGAGAAAGGGAGAGAACAGGAGAAGACUGCAUCGCCCAGAGUGCUCCAACCCCCGCCACUGCUGUGGAGCACCAACCUGCCUCAUCCUUCUCCUCCACUUCCCCACCUUGCUCCCUCCUUUCUCCUCCACAGGAGACUGUGCCUGGACCUAUAUCUCCACCCAGUGAAUCUACAGUCCUUGCUGUCCCUUCCCCUUCUGACAGUGCCGCCGUAGAUGUCCUCCAGCAUUCCUUCUCCCAGCAAUCCCUUGCACCAUCAGCCAGACAGCAGCAGCAGCAGCAGCCACAGCACAAUGCAGGAGGUGGAUAUUUUGGCCUAAACCUGACUUGUCCUAGUAUCAGAAAUCCUGUUAGCAAGAAAUCCUGGACUCGAAAAUUCAAAAGCUGGGCGUGCAAACUGCGCCACUCCACCAGCUUGUUCAAGAAGCCCAGAGUCCAGCAAGAUGAGAAUUCUAGCAGUCAGGGAAUGAAAGAGGACAGAGAGACUCCUUCAAAUACCCAACCAUGUUUGCACAGAGGACGUUUCCAGGUGACACCAGUCACCCAGCCUGAGGACCCCACUCCCACAGCGGAUGUAGCUUCAAACCAUAGGAAUGUUCCCAAGACUGUGGGGCGCUUUUCCAUCAUAAAGGCAGAGGAGAAAGAGGAGCAGCUCACCGACAGCUCGCCUGUCUCUCCAGACCUGGAGAAGGAUAGGAGGAAGACCAAAGCGAAGGACGGAGAAAAAGAUGAAAGUACAAUCCCGGUGGGCUACCACCAUCCACCACGUAGUCACACACACUCUCCAACAGGAAGCAGUGAUGAUGAGAGUGAGGUGGAGGACGAAGACCUGAGGAGGGAACUGCAGAAACUAAGAGAAAAACACAUUAAGGAGGUGGUGUCACUACAAGCACAGCAGAAGCAAGAACUACAGGAGCUCUACAGGCAACUGCGCAGCCUGAAAGAUCGCUAUCAGCCCCCUUCAUCCCCUGCAACGUCACUGGCCAUUUCCCCCCGCAGACCCCGCCCCUCCAAACCCAAACCCCGCCCUCGUCCUCAUUCCCACACUGACAACAACGGAGUCACGCACCAAGGUUCUCUCCAGCAAUCCAGCAGUUACUCCGGGGAAGAGCCAAACAGACUACACUCUUACUGCAAACCUGAAAAAACAGCUUCACUGAUCUCUAAGACAGCCCAAGAUUCAUCCAAUAGAGAGAACACCUUUACAGACAAACUGCACAAACUUGUAGAUGAUUGGACAAAGGAGGCCAUUGGACCUGCCAUCCCCAAACCUUCGCUCAAUCAGCUCAAGCAAAUUCAGCAAGUGCAAGAUUUAGGUGGCUGGAACCAGCUCACUGAGGCUUCACCUGCAGCCUGGUUCCCCACAACUUCCCUAAACCCCAGGAGCACUCCCGUAUCAGCCAGCAGCACAGGAGGCCAUACGGUUCCAGCCUGCACUCAGUCAUCCCUCCCUCCUGUGUCACAGCAGAGCCUCCACAUGCAGACCCAGUCCUUUCAGCAGCUUCAGUAUGGCCAGUCCAGCAUGCCAGUCUCUAGUGUACCCACCUCUCUGGCACCCCACUCCACUCCUUCCUGUACAUCCAUGCCAGCCCCACCAACCACCAUCGCCUCCACCUCCACAGCUUCAGUCUACUCUUGCUCCUCCACAAAUGCGUGAUUCUUCUUCUCCAUUAGGACAACGAUACGAAAGGAUGGGACAGGAGAGUAAAGAUUCCCACUCUGAGACUGUGAAAGCCAAACAUGAAUUCUAAUUCUUCUGGAU